AUGCCCUUAUGAUAUUUUGCACAAAAGGCUCAGUGUUCAUGGCUCCAGGAAGAGAACCCAAAAUAGCAUUCAGCGAGCGGUGACAUACUGACAGUGCUGUGGUACUAAAGGCACAGCGUGUGUAACUCCGAGCAAUGUGGCACAUGGAAAGUUUUCAGAGACGCCUGUGAAGCAAGUCAAGGACAUCUUCCUUCUCCUUCUUCUUGGGUUUUAUUAGAAGUUUGGAUUUCAGUUUCCUGGGAGACCCUAGAAUUUGAAGCUGUUACCGGGAUAGAAAAGAUAUUUAAGAGUGAAAAAGACGAUAAAGAAGCACAGGAUUUUUGUGGGCAACACAAAAGAGUGACAGCUGGAAUCCAAGGAGACAUCAGAAUGCACCUUUGCUGGCUGCUACCUUGCUUGCUGGGAUUUCCCCUCCUUUGGACUGACCUUGAAGCAGCAGGAGACUCUAGCACAGAGAUGAUUAAGCAGCCAGUGGGAUCUCAUUGGAGAGUGAAGCGAGGCUGGGUGUGGAACCAAUUUUUUGUACCAGAGGAAGUGAAUGCUAGCCUUCACAUUGGACGGCUAAGGUCUGACUUAGACAAUGGAAACAACUCUUUCCAGUACAAGCUUUGGGGAGAUGGAGCUGGCAGUCUUUUCACCAUCGAUAACAGAACAGGUGACAUUUAUGCCAUACAGAAGCUCGAUAGAGAGGAACGGUCCCUCUACACUCUGAGAGCCCAGGUAAUAGACACCAGCACUGGAAGGGCUGUGGAACCUGAGUCUGAGUUUGUCAUCAGAGUUUCGGAUAUCAAUGACAAUGAACCAAAAUUCCUAGAUGAACCUUAUGAGGCCAUUGUCCCAGAGAUGUCUCCAGAAGGAACAUUCGUCAUCCAGGUGACAGCAAGUGAUGCCGAUGAUCCUACAAGUGGCAAUAAUGCACGUCUCCUGUACAGCUUACUACAAGGCCAAGCAUAUUUUUCUGUUGAACCGACAACAGGAGUCAUAAGAAUAUCUUCCAAAACUGAUAGAGAAUUGCAAGAUGAGUACUGGGUAAUUAUUCAAGCCAAAGACAUGAUUGGUCAGCCUGGAGCACUGUCUGGGACAACCAGCGUACUGAUUAAACUUUCGGAUAUUAAUGACAACAAGCCCAUAUUUAAAGAAAGUUUCUACCGCCUAACUGUCUCUGAAUCUGCACCAACUGGAACGUCUAUAGGAAAAAUUAUGGCAUAUGAUAAUGACAUAGGAGAGAAUGCAGAAAUGGAUUACAGCAUUGAAGAGGAUGAUUCAAAAACAUUUGACAUCAUUACUGAUGAUAAGACUCAAGAAGGAAUUGUUAUAUUAAAAAAGAAGGUGGAUUUUGAGCACCAGAGUUACUAUGGUAUUAGAGCCAAAGUUAGAAACCGCCACGUGGAUGAGGAGCUCCUGAUCCACCAUGCUGACGCCUCCACCACUUUCAUUAAGGUCCAAGUGGAGGACGUUGAUGAGCCUCCUGUUUUCCUCCUCCCCACAUAUAUAUUUGAAAUUUUGGAAGGAAAUCCACUUGGAGCUUUUGUAGGCACAGUAUCUGCCACAGACCCAGAUCAAAGGAAAUCUCCAAUUAGAUAUUCUAUUACCAGAAGCAAAGAGUUCACUAUCAGUGACAAUGGCACAAUUAUCGUCACUAGCCUACUUGACCGGGAAGUCAACUCAUGGUACAACCUAAGUGUCACAGCCAUUGAAAGAUACAAUGUUCAACAGAUUUCUUCAGUCCCUGUGUAUGUACAAGUUCUAAAUGUCAAUGAUCAUGCUCCUGAGUUCUCUGAAUACUAUGAGACUUACGUGUGUGAAAAUGCAGCCUCCGGUCAGGUGAUUCAAACCAUCAGUGCAGUAGAUAGAGAUGAAUCCAUAGAAGAUCACCACUUUUAUUUCAUUCUCUCUGCAGAAGACACAAACAACUCAAGUUUCACCAUCAGAGAUAAUCAAGAUAACACAGCCACAAUUUCGACUAAUAGAAGUGGUUUUAGCCUUCAAGAAGAGCCGGUCUUCUCCAUCACCAUUUUAAUUGCCGACAAUGGAACCCCAUCACUCACGAGUACAAACACACUCACCAUCUACGUCUGCGACUGUGACGACCGUGGCAGUACACAGACCUGCGGUGAUAGGAAACUCAUGCUUUUCUUGGGACUCAGGGUGGAAGUAAUAAUUGCCAUUAUGGUAUUCAUUAUGGUAAUAUGUGGGUUUAUAUUUUUGAUGUUGGCUCUGAGACAACAAAAAAAGCAGCCUCUCUUUCCUGAGAAAGGGGAAGACUUCGGAGAGAAUAUAUUCCGCUAUGAUGAUGAAGGGGGUGGAGAAGAAGACACAGAGGCCUUCGACAUCGCGGCGCUCAGAAGCACCACGGUGAUGCGCGCACGCAAGGCUCGGAGGACCACCUCGGCAGAGAUCCGCAGCCUGUACCGGCAGUCCCUGCAGGUGGGCCCCGACAGCGCCCUCUUCCGGAAGUUCAUCCUGGAGAAGCUGGAGGAGGCCAACUCCGACCCAGGCGCCCCACCCUUCGACUCCCUUCAGACCUACGCCUUCGAGGGCCUGGGGUCCUCAGCUGGCUCCCUGAGCUCCUUAGGGUCAGCAGACACCGACCAGGAUGAAAAUUUUGAUUAUCUUAAUGAGCUGGGACCUCGAUUUAAAAGAUUAGCCUGUAUGUUUGGUUCUGCAGUGCAGUCAAACAAUUAGGACAUUUUAUCAUGAAAAUCCCCAAAUGCUAAUGUCCAUUUGGACAAAAUGAGUUGUGUGGUUUGGCGCUCUGCAGCGUGUUGAGCCGAUGUUAUUUCAAACUACCCACAUAAUGUCCUUGAAGAAGAUGUUGGAAGAAAUGCAAAUAAACAGACCUCAGAUACUAGUGCAAGCCAGUACUGCAUGUGACUACCACGUUCCUCAGAAGUUUCCAUUUUAUCCAGUGCCAAUUCUCCAAGUGUUUGAAUGCCUAACCUGAGAAAGGGAAUAAAGCUGUCCAAUAUUGUUUCAUUCGUUCCAUUUUUUUUUUUUUUUUAUUCCUGCAAGGUAAGAAUAUAAUGUUGAUGUGUGUUAGGUUCCUGAUGAUACACAGAGAUAGUUUAACAUCUGGGAUAAUCUGCUGAUUACAAAGAAGUGUAAAGACUUUUAAGUUAUGUUGAUAAGUGGGACCGUGACUGAGAUUCUAUGAAUCAUUUGGGUUUGAUAUUUUAAAUUUUUUUUCAAAAAGACUCUUUAAACUUCAUUUAAAAUUUGUACAUAUAUUUGCUAUAGAUGAAUUACUCAGAGUUAUAUAUUAUAGAUUUGUGCUGUUUUUGAUAUCAUAGUUUGGCAUAAAAAAGGUGCAAAAGAAUAUGCUUUGGAAUUUUUCAUAGAUUAUUUUCAUAUGUAACCCAAUAUAUACUUUUAUCAUGCCAAAAUACAAUGGCAAAAAGCAUGUCAACAUUUAUUGAUCGUUAAAUUUAAACUUUAUGAA
Messenger RNA from Sciurus carolinensis (gray squirrel), 3439 nucleotides. It is a transcript of the gene Cdh19, whose product is annotated as cadherin 19. Gene Ontology annotation, cellular component: catenin complex; adherens junction; plasma membrane. The transcript is spliced from 12 exons. Gene Ontology annotation, molecular function: cadherin binding; calcium ion binding. Bases 370 to 2685 code for a protein of 771 amino acids. Lineage: Eukaryota; Metazoa; Chordata; Mammalia; Rodentia; Sciuridae. The record is from RefSeq and is a predicted model, not a curated record. Gene Ontology annotation, biological process: cell morphogenesis; calcium-dependent cell-cell adhesion; multicellular organism development.